This is a messenger RNA of Parnassius mnemosyne (clouded apollo), 618 nucleotides long. Lineage: Eukaryota; Metazoa; Arthropoda; Insecta; Lepidoptera; Papilionidae. The record is from the annotation of a GenBank genome assembly.
AUGAAGAAGAUUGUAAUUUUUGGUUCUACUGGCAUGACUGGCCUUUGCUCAAUCGAAGCAGCCAUUAAGAAAGGUCUACAAGUGCGGGCAUUCCUUCGCGACCCAGCCAAGUUGCCCAAUCACUUCAAGGAUAAGGUGGAGGCUUUCAAAGGCGAUGCCCUCAAGCCCGAAUCCGUCGCAGCAGCAGUGGAGGGCACAGACGGCGUCGUUGUCACCUUAGGCACCCGGGAGUCCUUUGCGCCGACCACCGACCUAUCUGAAAGCCUCAAAAACAUACUAGAAGCCAUGAAGGUCAAGAAUGUUAAAGAUGUGACUGUAUGCUUAUCUAGUUUUCUCUUUUGCAAGCCGCACGAAGUGCCUGAACUGUACCGUCCGGUGACGGAAGACCAUAGAAAGAUGUAUGAAGCGUUGAAGGAGAAUCCCCUAAAUUGGGUUGCCGUAUUCGCUCCUAAAAUUAUAGAGGAACCCAGCCGUGAAAUGAAGGUUUAUAUUAAUCCUGAGAAAAUACCCGACGGGCCCAUUACCAAGUGGGACCUCGGUGCGUUCAUGAUUGACGCCCUAUUCGAUCCUAAAUAUUACAAAACUGUCGUAGGAUUAGUCAAUGUACCUAAGCAAUAA